UUCAGCCUUACUUUCUUCUUCUUCUUCAAGACAAAUUAAGCAUAUUGGAAUCUUUCUUUAAAGCCUGAGACUUAGUAUGUCUGUGAAUUUAGAGCCGUUGGAUUCAGGAGUGCAGAUCCCUUACCACUUCAGGUGCCCCAUUUCCCUCGAGCUGAUGCGGGAACCCGUUACUAUAUCCACGGGUCAGACCUAUGACCGAACCAGCAUAGAGUCGUGGUUCGCCGCCGGCAAUACCACCUGCCCCGUCACCAGAGCGCCGCUUUCUGAUUUCACUCUCAUCCCAAACCACACUCUUCGCCGCCUUAUCCAAGACUGGUGCGUCUCAAAUCGCGAGUUCGGAGUCGAACGGAUCCCAAGUCCGACCCAGCCCGCCCACCCUUCAGUGGUACGGACCUUGUUGAAUCAGGCAUCGUCGGAGAGGAGCACUUCUCAGUCACGUAUCUCUGCGCUGCGACGGCUUAGAAGAUUUGCUGCUGACUCGGACAAGAAUUGUUCGCUCAUUGGAUCUUACAACGUGCGCCGGAUUUUACUCCAUCUCCUUUUUGAUCCCAAUUCGGAUUGUUUUGAGUUGAAGCACGAGUCGCUCGCGCUUUUGGUUUGUUUUUCACUUGCCGAAUCUGAAUGCGUCUUCGUCGCAUCGGAGCCGGAGAGAAUCAAGUAUUUGUCGCGUUUGAUGUUUCAUUCCUCCAUCGACGUCCGAGUUAACUCGGCUGCACUGAUUGAGACCGUCGUGAGCGGGACUCGUUCGCAGGAGCUGCGUGCACAAAUCAGCAAUGUCGAUGAAAUCUACGAAGGAGUGGUUGACAUCCUGAAGAGUCCGGUUUCGUCCCCUCGGUCUCUCAAGGUUGGGAUCAAGGCCUUGUUCGCUUUGUGCCUGGUGAAACAAACACGACACAAAGCGGUUGCCGCCGGAGCUCCGGAGAUCCUCAUCGACCGGCUCGCUGAUUUCGAGAAAUGCGACGCCGAGAGAGCUCUGGUGACGAUUGAGUUACUCUGUCGAAUUCCUGAGGGGUUGGCUGCGUUUGCAGGGCACCCGCUGACGGUACCGCAGCUGGUGAAACCAAUACUGAAGAUAUCCGACCGGGCGACAGAGCACACCGCCGGAGCACUAUGGGCCCUUUGCUCAGAAUCGGAGGAGUGCCGGAGGAAGGCGGUGGCGGCGCGUGUGCUAACGCCCCUGCUAUUGGUGGUACAGAGUGAUUGUACAGAGAGGGCAAAGAGGAAGGCGCAGAUGUUGCUGAAGCUUCUUCGGGAUUCGUGGCCGCAAGAUUGCGGCGGAAACUCCGACGAUUUUGCAUGGAGCGAACUCGUAGUACCGUUCUGAGUUUUUGACGAUGGUGCUUCUCUUUGGCAUAAUCUCAAAAACUGACUCCCAAAUUUCCAUUUUUCUUAUCGCAGUUUCAGGUAAAAGCAGAUAGAUCAUGAUUCAGUUUUAGGUUUAUGAGUUUAUCAUCAGUACAUAAUACUUCAUGCAAUUUUUUUUUUUUUUUUGGGUUACGUUCAUUCAUUCAUUUUAUGUAAGAAUUUGCUGGAAGUAAAUAAAAUGUUUUACUUUUGUAGAGACAUUAAUCUCAAGUGGUGGUAAA
Messenger RNA from Neltuma alba, 1586 nucleotides. RefSeq names its product U-box domain-containing protein 26-like. Gene Ontology annotation, molecular function: ubiquitin protein ligase activity. The transcript has a single exon. The record is from RefSeq and is a predicted model, not a curated record. The coding region runs from base 77 to 1324 and encodes 415 amino acids. Gene Ontology annotation, biological process: protein ubiquitination. NCBI's taxonomy places the organism in Eukaryota, Viridiplantae, Streptophyta, Magnoliopsida, Fabales, Fabaceae.